Pomacea canaliculata is the source of this 1236-nucleotide messenger RNA. RefSeq lists its product as uncharacterized. Gene Ontology annotation, cellular component: lysosome; extracellular region. The transcript has 7 exons. NCBI's taxonomy places the organism in Eukaryota, Metazoa, Mollusca, Gastropoda, Architaenioglossa, Ampullariidae. The coding region runs from base 140 to 853 and encodes 237 amino acids. Gene Ontology annotation, biological process: cell-matrix adhesion. The record is from RefSeq and is a predicted model, not a curated record. Gene Ontology annotation, molecular function: calcium ion binding.
CCUUGUACAGGUGAGCGUCAGGGUCCAAGUGGCUGAGCUCUUGGUGACUUGAAUCUGCGUAGUUAACAUUGUUGAUACAUACAACUUUGUUGUUUUAUGAGACAACGUCAUAUAGUCGAGCUCACCUUCAACUGAAAACAUGGCUCUGGGAUGGAAUACCCUCUGUGUCAUCUCGGUAGUUAUAAGUCUUGUGAUUGCCGCAGUCGACGAAGCGAAUGUUCCAGAAGCUGGUGCUAAAAAGCGUCAGUCCGCCUGGUGCAUCCACGAGUCGCUGACCACAGGGAGGGCCAUAACUCUCGGGUCUGUUGACGCGGAUGGCAAGAGUUUUGUUAGCAAAACUAUCGGUCGCAUUGUGUACUCGGCGAGCUUGAGGAAAAUACUCACCAGCACUGAAGAGAUACCUCCGACCGGCAGGGAGAUAAUCGAUAAAUACUUUGACUUCCCUGGCCAAGCGCAGUACACUGUCAUCAACAACUCAUCGUGCAGAAAGACGCUCCUCCCUCACCCCUUCAGACCUCUCUGCGUUCCAGACAACUCUACAAUGACGCUCAUCAAGUCCUACUUCGGAGUGAACGAUCAGGUGCAGUUCAUCCAGGAAUUCAUGGGGGCUAUUGACGACAUCCACUACAGGGUGUCCUUCACGCGUAUAUCUUUCGUACCUGUCUUUCUAGACAUCUGGGGAGCUAGAAAUUAUCGGAAGGUUUUUGAGACGCAAACAUUUUACAACUCCUCCCUUCACGACAUUCCCAGCGAGGUCUUUACUCCUCCCGCUAUCUGCCACCAGGUUCCCAUGACAACCGAGGUGAUGACAGAAAACUUCUUAGAGGAUGAACUGAAGUGGCCUUUUAUUUGAAUGAAACGAAAAUUGUUGGUGUAAAGUGGUGUUGCUCCUGUAUGAUGAAAUUUUGUAUAUUAUAGAACACUGACAAAAUGCAGUUUGCGGAAUGUAGUAGAAAGAGGCCAAAGACAAGGAUAAUUGUAGAGGUCCACUCUUAAUAGCUAGUGAGGUGAAUGAGGUAUUUUUUUCUUAUGGCUGAGCGAAGCUCUGUGCAAGAUAUUACUUACUCUAAUCUCGAUGAUUAUUACCCUCUUUUGCUCGAGAAAUGUACUCCUGUGACCAUCACCAUGCACCGGAAGAGUUCGAUAUCGUGAUGCCACGAUAUGUAUAAUUAUUAUUUGUUUGAAACUAUCCUGUUGGCUGCAGCCUUCAAAUAAUAAACCUAUGUAUGAACAAUA